This is a messenger RNA of Cadophora gregata, 3095 nucleotides long. It is a transcript of the gene MLH3, whose product is annotated as DNA mismatch repair protein. The record is from RefSeq and is a predicted model, not a curated record. Gene Ontology annotation, molecular function: ATP-dependent DNA damage sensor activity; ATP hydrolysis activity; ATP binding. The transcript has 2 exons. Bases 213 to 3095 code for a protein of 960 amino acids. Lineage: Eukaryota; Fungi; Ascomycota; Leotiomycetes; Helotiales; Ploettnerulaceae. Gene Ontology annotation, biological process: mismatch repair. Gene Ontology annotation, cellular component: mismatch repair complex.
GAGCUGAAACCAUCUGGCGAAAUAACGACCCGCAACUCUGGCGGGAGAAGAUAUGGGAUGUUGGGAAUCUUGAUACACGACGGCGACUUCCACGACUAGAAGCUAUGUCUUCAACUGCCGCCCCGUUUUGUCACAGGAAAGUGCCACCAGGUCUCCAUACUCACCUAUGGGCCCUCGAGACAUUCUGAUAUUGCUUCUUAUCUGUUCUCAAGAUGUCUAUCCAACUUCUACCACCCGACGUUGUUGCUCAAAUCAAGUCGUCAGUCACCAUUACUACCCUCAACGGGGUAGUUUGCGAACUGGUCAAGAAUUCUUUGGAUGCCGAUGCUGCGAAAGUCGAUAUAAGUGUCGACUACAGUAAGGGAAGCUGCUCCGUAGAAGAUGAUGGAUUUGGUAUAUUACCAUCGGAAUUUCAAACCAACGGACAUCUUGGAAAGCUAUACCAUACAUCCAAACUGAAUUCACAUACUCAGGUACACGGCGGUCGUGGUACAUUUCUAGCGUCUUUAUCGGCUCUUGCUUUGGUUUCCAUGACGUCUCAUCAUCAUCUACAUCGAUCUCAUAACAGCCUAACUCUGCACAAAUCCGCAGUAGUCUCUCGUCAGGUACCUGCACCAGAACAGCAGCAUUUAACAAGCAGCCAGGGAACUCGCGUUACUGUUCGAGAUCUUUUCGGAAACAUGCCAGUUCGUGUCAAGCAGAGAGCUCUUGCAGCAGAAAAGGAAAGAGGACAUUUCAAGGACUGGGAGAUGCUGAGGCGAGACAUCAUUGGGCUCUUGCUUCCAUGGCCCAGGGAUGUUGUUGUUAGUAUUCGGGAUUCUCAAACAAAUCACAAGAUGACUGUCCGGCCCUCAUCAAUGCCGUUUCAGUACGGCAGAAUGUCCCGGACCUCGGUGUGCAAUAUACUAGCACAGGCAUCCUUCAUUUCUCAUAAUCAGAAGACUUCUUGGAUAUCUGUUCAUGCAUCGACCCCAGAAUUGGAAAUCAGUGGUGCAAUCUCCAUGGAACCAAUCGCAAACAAACAUGUCCAGUUCUUAUCCUUUGGUAUCCACCCAAUUCUAGCUUCGGACGGCCAGAGCAUUUUCCACGAUGAGAUCAAUCGACUAUUCUCAAACUCGGCUUUUGGAGUCGAGGAAAACGUAGAAGAGAUCGAUGGCGCCGAGCAAGACCGGAGAGCAAAAGAUGGCCGCUUCAGAGGUGAUGGAUAUACAAACAAGGAGCUGAAAGGCGUCAAGAAAGGGGUUGACCGCUGGCCAAUGUUCUUCAUCAACAUUCAGAUAUCCGGUCAAGGCAGGUCAAUAUGUGGAGUAGAAGAUGUACUGAAAGAAAAGAAAAACGCCAUUACGAGCAUAUUAGAGCUUCUGCGAGUCUUGGUACUCGAGUUUCUCACUAAAAAUCACUUCCGUCCAAGAUCCAGCCGAGUUCACCAAUCCAGCAAGACGAGUCAGGCUGCAAUCCCGGUUCAGACAGCUAAAGCAUUUGCCUCUUCUGCACCGGGAAAACACGGCGAAAAAACCCCCAAAAGAUCGUCUGUAGGCAUGAAGGAUGGCUCUGAUACUUUUGGGGCAAAUGUAAGGCUGCCUUCAUUUCGGCAAGGUGUGCCGCUUCCAAAUUCUCCGUUCGACGCUUGGUCGAGAGUGAAGAAAGGCGCCGUAUCAAGACCGACGACUCCCAAAAUCUUCAAGGACCUUGGCGGCUCCGCAACAUCGAGACCUGCGACAGCUCCUCCUCUCUUAUUUGAUGCUUCUACAGCUUCCAAGACUUCAACUCCAUACAGACUCAAAACGAAGCCUCUUCUAUCCAAAGAUGGGAAACUGCUUCGGGCUCCUUUCGACGAUGUCAUCCUGAAACCGGACUCACAACCUUGCCCAACAUCCUCGGCUCCCAACACAUCAUUACGUUCAGACCACACAUCUGAUCAUGUUGAUGACGAAGUAAUCCCAUGGAUCAAUCCAAUGACAAAGGUUCAGACACUUGUCAACAAACGCACAGGCCUAACGAUGAAGUCGACGGGUUAUUUAUCGUUCAGUAGCCAGACACUGCGUUUGACCACUUCCGUUCCAUCCCAGAGACAUUCGCAGGUUCCCCCAAGUCCGUGGAUCAGCGAUCUGCUGAGAACUUGGGAAAAUCCAGUCUUUGCGCCAGCAGAAGCAUCCGUUCCCCAGAUAUCUUUUGAUGUUGGUGAUUCGACAGCCCAAAGCAUUCUGCAUGGUCAUCAACAUCAUUGCUCCCAUGUCGACAUUGAUCGUGUAUUUAGAGAUAUCUCUUCUGGCAUUAACGGCCGCAUAUCAAAAGAUUCUCUCAAGCAUGCCGAUAUCAUAUCCCAAGUGGACCAAAAGUUCGUCUUGGUGAAGUUAGAAUCAACUCGAUCCAAGACGUCGGAUGUAGAUAACGCCAGUAUGCUUGUACUGAUCGACCAGCACGCAGCGGAUGAGCGUAUUCGUGUCGAGGCACUUAUGGAAGAGCUAUGCACACCUUCCGCGUCGGACUCUACGGAGUCUUGCCGCGCAAGAAUUCUAACAGCCCCGCUUCUAAAAUCUCUCCAUUUUGAUCUUUCAAAGAGGGAAACGGAGCUCCUCCAAACUUUUCGGCGCCACUUCUCGGAAUGGGGUAUCCUCUACACUAUCUCCUCUUCUACAACCACAUCCACAGUUUCCCGCCUUACCGUCACCUCCCUUCCCGCCCCCAUCCUCGAGCGCUGCCAAUCAGCCCCCGGCCUACUCAUUGAUCUCAUCCGCACCGAGCUCUGGAAAGUCCACGAGAAUCACACCUCACCAACCCAGCCCCUCCCGCAAGGCGACUGGCUUCAACGAAUACAUUCGUGUCCCCAGGGUAUUCUCGACAUGAUCAAUUCACGGGCAUGCAGAAGUGCGAUAAUGUUCAAUGAUGUGCUGAGUACAGAGCAAUGUGAGACGCUUGUGAGAAAGUUGGCAGAAUGUAAAUUCCCUUUUCAAUGUGCGCACGGGAGACCGAGCUUGGUUCCGUUAGUGGAUCUGGCGGCUUUCAAUGUAGGAGCUGGGAUGAAACUACAAGAGGAGGAGGGAAGUUUUGGAAAGGAGUUUAGGAAGUGGAAAGGGAACUUGGAAGGAAAUUGA